Spirodela intermedia is the source of this 1383-nucleotide messenger RNA. NCBI's taxonomy places the organism in Eukaryota, Viridiplantae, Streptophyta, Magnoliopsida, Alismatales, Araceae. The record is from the annotation of a GenBank genome assembly.
AUGGCCGAGAUGUGGCGGAGCCCCCAGAUGGUCCCCCGAUUCGUCGGAUUCCUCUCCUCCUUCCUGCAGAGAGUGGCAGAGACGAACGACGCCCUCUGGAUCCACGGCGGAGGCGGAGUGCCGCCGUGCCACCACAAGGUCACCGUGUUCCACGGCCUGUCGAAGCCCGGCAUCACGGUGGCGAGUUAUCUGGAGCGGAUCUUCACCUACGCCAACUGCAGCCCCUCCUGCUACGUUGUCGCUUACAUCUACCUCGACCGCUUCUCCCGCCGGCAACCCCUCGUUGCUGUCACCUCCCUCACUGUCCACCGCCUCCUCAUCACCAGCGUCAUGGUCGCCGCCAAAUUCAUGGACGACGUGUGAGUCUCUCUCCCUCUCCCUCUCCCUCUCCCUCUCUCUCUUCCUCCCUCUCUCUUUGCGAGGGGAUCUCGGACCACUGGAGAGGGUUUAUCGGAGAAUUAUGCGGCUUCUGGAUCGCAGCGAACGGAAUCUUGAAUGCGCUUUGAAGGAGAUUGUGGGGAGAUUUGGUAAUCGAUUUCCGAGAUAGAUUUUGUCGUGGCUGCUUGUUAUUCUUGAACCCCCCCCUCCUCCUCCCUCCGCGGAUUCCUUGCCUUCGCAACAAGAAGAUGAAAAAUGUGGGCUCACUUUCCCGGUUUUCACCCACUCCGGCUCUCUCUCCCUCUCUCUCUCUCUCGCUAGUUUUUUCCUUCUGGGUGCAUCUGGUCCUGUGUUCUUCCUGGGUUUUUUCACUCUCUGACCUUCUGGGGCACGGCACCGGCCUUCAGCCCUCCCUCCCUCCCUCCCUCUCUCUCUCUCUCUCUCUCUCUCUCUCUCUCUCUCUCUCUCUUAUUCUCUCUCUCUAGAUAUAUAUACAUGUAUCGGUGCCAACCAAGAUUGUGGGGAUCGGGUGACUUGGAAGCAACUCUCCUUCCGGAAUUAAAUUCGAUCCACCUAAUUUGGUCACGGCGGACUCUUUUCUCCCUCAUCUUCGUCUCCGGCGCCGGCGACUUCUCCUCUCACACCGAGUUUUAGACAGAUCCUCCAUUCUCCAUCCUCGAUUCUCCGUUUCUCUCUCAUCAGAUAUUGAGGCCUUUCUUCUCCGGCGCCGGCAGGUGCUACAACAAUGCCUUCUUCGCCAAGGUGGGCGGCGUGAGCACGCUGGAGAUGAACUUCCUCGAGAGGGACUUCCUGUUUGGGCUAGGGUUCCGGCUGAACGUGACGCCCUCGGUCUUCGGCUCCUACUGCGCCCACCUCAAGAGAGAGAUGCUGCUCGAGUUUCCCUCUCCUCCCCUCCACUGCUUCCUCUCUGACGAGGAGCCCUCAUCUGCUUCCGCCGUCGCCUCUGCUGCCGGCCACCAGCAUCAGACCCAGCUCGCCGUCUGA